Molecule: messenger RNA, 1305 nt
Organism: Triticum aestivum (bread wheat)
Lineage: Eukaryota; Viridiplantae; Streptophyta; Magnoliopsida; Poales; Poaceae
Exons: 1
Coding region: 173-964 (263 amino acids)
Source: RefSeq, a predicted model, not a curated record
UAUAACGCACCCAUCCACGGACAGGUUCAUCGGCAGAAAGCGAGCAACGCCUACCCCAAAUUCAGGAGCUAGCUUAGCUUAGCCAUCGAUCGACAAGCAAGCGUGCUAGUGCCACACGCUUACGCUUUCUUGGGUUCUUGCUCGAUCAUCGUCGUCGGCCGAUCGAUCGACCAUGGUGGUGUGGAGGGAUAGCUAUCUGGACCUGAUCCUGGUCCCGCUGGGGCUGCUGCUGCCGGCGCUGUACCACGCCUGGCUGUGGCGGGCCGUGCGGCGCCGCCCGCUCUCCACGGCCUUCGGCGUCUACUCGGCCGCGCGCAGGCUCUGGGCGGCCGGCAUGAUGCGGGACAACGACGACAAGAAGGGGGUGCUGGUGGUGCAGUCGAUCCGGAACGUCAUCAUGGGGUCCACGCUCAUGGCCACCACGUCGGUGCUCUUCUGCACCGGCAUCGCCGCCGUGCUCAGCAGCACCUACUCCGUGAAGAAGCCGCUGAGCGACGCCGUGUUCGGCGCGCACGGGGAGUACAUGAUGGCGCUCAAGUACGUGGCGCUGCUCCUCGUCUUCCUCUUCGCCUUCCUCUGCCACACGCUCACCAUCUGCUUCCUCAACCAAGCCAGCUUCCUCAUCAACACCUCCUGCCUCCCGCUCCCCGACGCCGGUAAGGACGACGACGGCGCCCGCCUGGUCGGCGUGCAGCUUCCGGCCGGCGCCGUGAGCUACUACGUGGGCGAGAUCCUCGAGAGGAGCUUCACGCUCAACUUCGUCGGCAACAGGCUGUUCUACGCCGGGGUGCCCCUCCUGCUCUGGAUCUUCGGCCCGCUGCUCGCCUUCCUCUCCUCCCUCGUCAUGAUCCCGAUACUCUACAACCUCGACAUGGUGAACGUCGCCGCCGACAGAGGAGCGAAGGAGCACAGCAGCGGCUGCAUCAACGGCAAGGCGAACGGGAACGGCUUCAUGCAAGUCUGAUCGAUUCGAAGCAGGUUGAGUUCAGUUCAGCUAGAGGAAGACGAAGGCGUUUCGAUCAGUCCGAUCUCCUGCUCCUUUUACAUGAUGAUUACUAUUAUCUUAAUCUUAGUGCAUGUGUAUGUAAUAUGCACCAUGAAUUGGUAGUGCAGUGCAGUGCAGCACAGCACAUCUCUGAACCUGGGAAGGUACUACUAGCUUUCUUUUCACUCAGACAAGUCGGGAGGGGGUUUCUUGUCAGUUAGUCGGUUUCUGGCUUGUCAGUAGCUGUGGUGCGUGUCGUGUGGAUCGAGUUAGUUGUACUACCAGAAAUUCGGAAUGACAUGGAACCCAUGCAUAGCAUA